AACCCAACAAAAUGGCAAACAUCAAACUAGAACACCUCCAAGAACUACUACAAUCACUACAAAAACAGCAUCAAACUCACACUAACUCAACCUCAACCUCAAUCGAAAACGAAUCAAACCCUCACAAACGACAAAAACUGAUUAAUCAACCAUCAUCAUCAACCAGCACACUCAAGGAUCAUCAUCAAGCUCAACAAGACCAUCCCAAUCAUCAACCAACAACCCAACCAAUUCUUAACUUCGAUCAAGCCCUAACAACACUCCAGAAAACCAUCGAGCUUCAACCAGGAUUCUUGGAUAAAAUUCAACAGAUUAAAGAAGAUCAGGAUCAAUUCGAAUUGAGAUCAAUCGAUCAACGCAAUCAGAUCCAAGCUGAACUCGAUCGCAAACUCAAGAAACUCAUCAAUUCAUCCUCGCCAGAUAACUCCUCAUCAUCAACUACUACUAAGAUCCAGAAUGAAGCCCGAACCGAGAACUUGAAGAAUGAAUACGAGUCCAAACUGGAUUUGUUCGAUCGCUCGGUCUUGUCGAAAUGGGAUCAAUUGAAACUCUCUCAAUCAAUCACACUCCAAAAUUUAAACGUUCCGUUUUUUUCUGGAGAAUCUGACCAAUCAGAUCCGAAGAUAAUUACGCAGCAAAACUUGGUCAUCAAUUUCUUAAUGAACUCUAUCAACGAAUGUCCAUCAGAAUAGAUUCAUCGUCGGUCAUUGAGUCUCGCUUUUGCCUUUUUUUUCAGCUUUGUUUUACUGUUGUUCAUUAAUGUAAGUCUAGUCCCUUUAGUAUGUUCAUGAAUCGAAAUGUGUAUUUUUUUUUAUAAAUGAGGGGGCGCUUCAGCCUUCAGAUGCCUCGAUGCAAGUGACAAUCAUAAUGAACUGAACGAGCAUAUGGGUAUGUAGAGUGACAAUCGAUCGACUCAAGUUUGAUGGUGAUAGAGCCAAAAAAAAAUCUAUGAGUUAACU
This is a messenger RNA of Puccinia graminis f. sp. tritici CRL 75-36-700-3, 959 nucleotides long. RefSeq lists its product as uncharacterized. The record is from RefSeq and is a predicted model, not a curated record. The coding region runs from base 12 to 692 and encodes 226 amino acids. NCBI's taxonomy places the organism in Eukaryota, Fungi, Basidiomycota, Pucciniomycetes, Pucciniales, Pucciniaceae. The transcript is spliced from 5 exons.